Molecule: messenger RNA, 1872 nt
Organism: Triticum aestivum (bread wheat)
Lineage: Eukaryota; Viridiplantae; Streptophyta; Magnoliopsida; Poales; Poaceae
Biological process (GO): protein phosphorylation
Molecular function (GO): ATP binding; protein kinase activity
Source: RefSeq, a predicted model, not a curated record
GCCCCACAUCGUGGAAUCCAACCCACAGUCGUCCACUCGUCGUCGUCUCUAGCGGUCAAAGCUCAACCACCGCCGCGUGCGCACCUCUCUCCGUGACCCACCACGCCCACGGCCGAAGCGCGCCGCCGUGCCCCAGCCUGGUCGGCGUGCUUCCACCGCCGGCGAGUCGAACCCGGUGCGCCCUAUACGCGCUGGUGGCGGCCCAGUGCGCCGCCUCCCCUCUUCGCCACAUCCGGGUGAGUCGGAUAUUAAUUUUUGGAUCGGUUGGUAGAUUUCUCCUCCGGUGCCUGUUUCCAAGGGACUGCCGAUUUGAGAUCUACUACUAUAUAUUCCGUCCAGCCUCAGAUAAGCAAGGCUGCCUCAGAGGAAUCAACAGUAAAUCGGAGUUCAACCAAUCUUACAAUGUCCUUAGCUGUGGAGCUAAAAUCCCCUUUCAUAAGACAUACUCAAGUAAGAGCACUGAUAUUGGUUCACAUUCUGACACAGGCAAGCCACACCUCUGCUUGUUUUACGAAUUUGAUCUUGGUUUGCAAAUGGAUUACCAAGGGAGCACUGUUAGGGAUUUCCUUCAUGCUAAUGGACAGGUGGUGCUAGAAAGGGUGGAUAACAAUCAUAAUCUAAGAUCUUUCACUCAAAAGGAGAUAGAAGACAUCACCGGUGGGUAUAGCACCAUGCUGGGAGAAGGCGGGUUUGGUAAAGUUUACAAAGGAAAAUUAGAUGAUCUUCAUCCAGUCGCAGUAAAGAGAUACAAAAAUGGAACCAAGAAAGAAGAGUUUGCCAAAGAGGUGAUAGUACAUUCCCAGAUAAAUCAUAAGAAUGUCGUCAGGCUUUUCGGUUGCUGCACGGAGGAAAAUGCUCUUACAAUUGUUAUGGAGUUUGUAUGCAAUGGAAACCUCUACAACAUCCUUCACUGCAGCAGCAGCAAUGCUAAUGGCUGUAUGCCCUUCCCUUUGGACAAACGGUUGGACAUUGCCAUUGAGUCAGCUGAAGCAUUAUCAUGCAUGCACUCAAUGUACAGUCCUGUUCUUCAUGGCGACAUCAAACCUGCUAAUAUACUGCUAGAUGAAAAUUUUCGGCCAAAGAUAUCAGAUUUUGGGAUAGCAAGAUUGCUUGCGGCUGACAAGACUCAGCAUACCAGACACGUCAUUGGUUGCAUAGGUUACAUGGACCCUUUAUUGUCGCAGAGUGGGAUUCUACUUCCCAAAAGUGAUGUAUACAGUUUUGGAGUUGUUUUGCUGGAAAUCAUCACCCGAAAGAAAGCUGUGGAGGGCAAUAACAACCUUGCUAAAAGUUUUCUGGAAGCCGUGAGAAAAGGGAAAAAGGUGAGACAAAUGUUUGAUGAGGAAAUUGUGAAUGAUAAAAAAAACAUGAAAUUUCUUGAAGAUAUCGCAAAACUAGCAGCUGAAUGCUUGAAGUUGGAGGAAAAAAUGCGUCCAGAAAUGCUUGAAGUAGCGGACAGACUUAGGACAAUUAGAAAAGCUUACCACCUGCGCAAGGGCAGACAUUCUACAGGUAGCAAUUCCAGACUUACUAAAAGUGAAAAGGCAGAGGAUGUUGUACCGGUCGUUUCCAUUGACGAACUGAGGAAAAUAACCAGGAAUUUCGGCAGUUGUGCUCGAAUAGGAGAGAACAUAUAUGGUGAAAUUUUCCUCGGUGUGCUUAAAGAUGGACAUAAUAAAUCCACGAUCAUGAAGCUUUUUCCUAGUGCUAUUUUAGAGGUUCCCUUGCCCUUGCUCUCAAGAUUCAGACAUGAGAAUGUUCUCCAGCUUCUUGGAUACUGUGUUGAAGAAAAUCAUACAUCCUCGAAACCAGAAAACCGUUUUCUUGCUUACGAGUAUACAUCCAGGGGAUCCUUGCACGAUAUUCUUCAUG